GCAGAUAGAAGCCAGAAAUGCCAGCAGCAGCAGCUGCAGCAGCGGCCGCAGCCGCAGCAGCAGCAGCAGCCGCAGCCGCAGCCGCAGCCUCAGGAGGAGGAGGAGGAGCGGGAGCAAGAGCAGCAGGAACGAGGGGAAGCAGCAGCAGCUACUGCAAUGGAUGUUGACGAUGCAGCAAAGCCUGGCACGUGUGGUGGAGAGAGCGAUGCCAACGAGAACGAGAGCGCGAACGGGGGAGGUGGUGUUGAGAGUUCGAGGGCAGUGCGACCGGCAGAGAAGGAACAGGCAAGGACGGAGCAGGAAGCAGGGAGCAGAGCAGUGAGGGGCGGAGCUGCUGGUGGUUCGGCGAUGGAAUUCCGGGAGAAUAGGCAGUGGAACGGAAAGGGGGAGCUUGAGCAGCUGUCGAUCUGGACUCCGCAGCAUCAGAGGGAGCUGAAUCAGCAGCAGGUGAAACACACAUAUCACAACUGUACCAUCAACAUGAGCAGCAGCAGCAGCAGCAGCAACACCAACAGCAGCAGCAGCAGCAGCAGCAGCCAGCAGCAGCAGCAGCAGCAGCAGCAGCAGCAGCAGCAGCACAGCAACACCAACAGCAGCAGCAGCCGCAGCAGCAACAGCAACACCAACAGCAGCAGCAGCAGAAACAGCAGCAGCAGCAGCAGCAAGCAGCCAGCAGCUGCUGCAUGAAAAGGCCCAACAAAGCGAAAACCAGGAC
This is a messenger RNA of Closterium sp. NIES-67, 715 nucleotides long. The record is from the annotation of a GenBank genome assembly. Lineage: Eukaryota; Viridiplantae; Streptophyta; Zygnematophyceae; Desmidiales; Closteriaceae.